AUGGCUGAAAGCCCAGGGAGAGGGGACUUCUCACCGCCUGUACCACGUUCUGUGCCUCAGCCUUAUACGCAUGUGCACUUACGCCUUCCAGGUGCUGAUUAUUUCUUCAAGUGGGUUCAGUUGGCUCGCGCAUUCAUGUCAGACUAA
Molecule: messenger RNA, 147 nt
Organism: Sclerotinia sclerotiorum 1980 UF-70
Lineage: Eukaryota; Fungi; Ascomycota; Leotiomycetes; Helotiales; Sclerotiniaceae
Exons: 4
Coding region: 1-147 (48 amino acids)
Source: RefSeq, a predicted model, not a curated record